GAAAUGUCAGAAGAGUCAGAUCCAGCAUCUGAGUCAUUCAGCGAUGACGAUUUAUUGGAGGAAUAUGAUGAGGAAGUCGAUUAUGACCAGGAAACUACCAAUUAUUUCUACAACAAAUCACUGAAACACUACAGAAAUGAGUUCUUGGACGAUAGCGGUUUCAGCGAAACCCUGUUUAGUGCUGGGCUUGACUUGUCAGAUGGUUUUGUGAACGAUUGUUUCAGUACAAAAGUAGAAAUGUAUGACAAAAUGCUUGACAUCAGUGAGAGUUUUGAGCGCUGUGCAAAGUAUCCAGAGACCUACAAGCAUUGUAAAAUUGAAAUAUUUAAUGCUCACAGAGCGGUCUGUACCACAAUGGACGGCGAAAUGGAAAUAGAAAUAUCAGGAAGAUCAAAAUGUGGCAAAGCCUUUAAUGAAGACGAGGUCGUAGUGGAAAUUCUACAUAACGAUGAGCAUAGAAAUAAGAUAUAUGGGAAAGUUGUUUGCAUAACAAAAAGAAACGAAUCAAUUCCAGAAUACCCUGUAUUUGUUUGCACUAUGGACGACCGCUUCAUGAUACCCGUAUGUAAAACUGUGCCUAAAAUUUAUCCAUUAAAGGAGGUAUUUGAGGGACCAAGAAAACCAGGCGUUAACGUAUACAAGUUGAAUGAAAUAACAAAAAAACUUAUAAUAGAUGAAGUAAAGUUCAUAGAUCAAUCAAAACGAAAAGAAUACACCUUUCUCGUUUGUUUCAUAAAGUGGGAAGGUGUUUAUCCCAUAGGUGCAAUAAUAAAGGUUUAUGACCCAAAACAUAAUGUAGAAACAUCUCUAAACCUUAUUUGCCUGGAAAACAAAGUAUCUGUCCUCUACAAAGAAAAAACGAUAGAGAAAGUGGGUGAACUAGAAAGAGAGUCAGAUAUCAGAUUAGAGGAAAAGAGAGAGGAUUUGACAAACCUUCAUGUGUUUACUAUCGAUGAUAAAAAAUCCAAAGACUUAGAUGAUGCAUUGAGCAUAAAGGAGAUUGCAGAUUCCCAUUUUGAAGUUGGUAUCCAUAUUGCAGACGUUGGAAGCAUAGUUAAAAGGGAUGAUGACAUUGAUUUAGAGGCACAAGAAAGAUCAACCACAUUUAACCCAGGAGGAAACCAUCGUGCGUAUCAUAUGUUACCAGAACCUAUUGCAACAGGAUUAUGUAGUCUUCUUCCAUUUCAUAAAAGGAAAACUUUGUCAGUCUUCUUCAUCAUAGACGGGUCCGGAAAUAUUAUAGACAAGAGAACAGAAGUCAAACGAACAUAUGUAAAGUCAAGGCGCUCCUUUACGUAUCAAGAAGUUCAGAAGUUAUUGACGGAAAAUGAGAGCAGCGAUGAUGCUUUUAAGAACACAUUGAUUAUGUUACAUGACAUUUCGAAGAAAAUACGCUAUAAACGCUUGGGGUUAAAGAUUUUUUCUAUUCCAUUUGAACAACAAUUCACCGAAUCAUAUUAUGAAUACAAUAAAUCACUUGAUGCACGUAUUAUGGUAGAAGAAUACAUGAUACAUGCGAAUAGUUUCAUAGCAAAAUUCCUUCACGAAUCGUUUCCAGAUUGUAUUCCUCUUCGUACUCAAAGCGAACCAUCUCCUUGGAAAAUGGAAGAAUGGGAAGAAAAUAAUCCUGUUUUUGCCAAUUUUGUUCUUUCGUUACAAAAUCAAAACCUUCCGCCAAAUCAGCUUUCAAUAGACAAUAUUCAUGAAUAUACCAUUUCACAUCAAAUACCAGUGCAAAAGUAUAUCUGGAAGAAAAUGAAUUUGGAAUUCAGCUUUGGAAGGUACAAGAAUGUACAAAGACUAAUUGGCACUGAUGAAUUUCAUCCAAAACAAGCCAUGGCUUAUGAAUCAUGGAUAUCUUUCCAAAAGACAGCAGUUUAUAACUGUUCUGGAUCAUGUCGUCAUGAUGGUAACCAUUUUUCUUUAGGAAUUAAUCCGUACGUUCAUUUCACAUCUCCUAUACGCCGUUAUGCAGAUUUAAUGGUGGGUCGACUUGUCCAUGCAAAGAUUGACAAAAAACCCUCGCCCUACUCACAAAACGAAAUUGAUAUGUUAUGUAGGAAAAUCAACAUGUGCCGUAAUUUAGAAUUUAAAAGACAAUGUCAAUUAUUACAUUUAGGAAGGCAACUUCAAGAAAAACCUCGUUUGUUUCAUGCAUUGGCCAUUUCAGCCACUGAAAAAUCUCUUGUUGUAUGUUUCCCAGGAUUGCGAGCUUUAUCAAAAACAUGCAAUGAAAUUGAAUUUUGUUUGCUGAAAGUAAGUUCAAAACCAUUCUUUGGAGAAAAUGGUCAAAGAGAUCAUCUUCUAACUUUAUCUUGGUUACAACGAUUAUAUUCUUGGAGGGAAUAUUUAUCUUCCACGCCUGUUUCGAAUGGUGGUUCUGUAAACUUAAAUCCACAUCGCAAAGUAAAUUUUGUUUCCAUUGGGAGAUGGAAGAUGUUCAUAAACGCAAUGAUAAAUGACAGUAUACACACACUGGGGGAGAAUUUUGAUGAUGGAGAGGUUCUACCCAUUGUCCCUGAGUGUCUUGAGACACAUCUUGAUGCUAUUUCUGAAAAACAUAAUGAUACCAUAGUUCAACAGUACACAGAAUUUAGUUUAUCAUUCGACCGUGGUCAAGUUAUUCCUCUUCAACUUGGAGCUGAACAGAAAGGAGGGAUUGUGGUGCCAACUAUUCAUCUUUUAGAAAUUUCAAAGAAUGUGAAAUGCUGCAUUCAACACAUGUCUGAUCCAAUUGAGUGUUUCGCAGCUUAUGCCACUAGACAUGCAGGCAACAGACCGAUGACACCAGAUGAAUACGUUAAAGUUUGGUCGGAAAUUUUUCGAAUGGAAUCCAUAACCAAUGCAUCAAACUCUUUAUCAGUAGUCAUCAAUCAUUUACCUAUACGAUUUUGCAGUUCUAAGAUUGGAUAUGGCUUUUUCGUAUUAAACAAAACGUUUUGCCUGCAGCGAGAUUUGAAUUUCCAAUGGGAAAAAACAGAGAGCGAUGGAAAAUUUGUUCCUUUUGAAAGGAACUUUCUAUGCAUUCGGUGCGAGACGCAGAAUGGGUGUCCUUUGGAAGAUAGUUUCAAUUCUCCUCCGAACAGGAGAUGGAUAUGGGUUGGCCAUGGGGAGACAAAAUUUAUUCAAAAGGACAUAAUCAAUGACGAAGUUACAGUACAAUUUCAGUUGCAUGAGAAAAGCAGAAAACCAACACUCCCAAUGAUCAAUGCCACAACCUGUAUUUGUACAAUAGAAAUUCUUCAGAUGUCAGUUUCAGAUAGACGCAUUGAACUAAAUUUGAACAAGCUUGAUAAGGCAACAAAUCUGGCGAAGUCAAUAGCUUUGAGAGAAGAGAUGCCUAAACUUGAUGAUCGACACCUAAACUUAGGAAAACUUCAAGAUCCCAACAGAUUCGAAGAAGUUUUGCAGCCAAACAAUAAUAAACAGUCAGAGGCGAUUAAAAAAGCUCUGUCUUCACGAUUUACACUGAUACAAGGCCCUCCAGGCACAGGAAAAACUUCGACUGGCAUAAAGCUUUUAUUAUUAUUUGUGAACAUAAAUUUGGAGUAUCGGAAAAACAGCGGUGACCACAAACAAGUUAUAUACUGUGGGCCAUCCAACAAGUCCGUUGAUUUAGUAGCACGACAGCUACAUCUGAAGUUGAAAACACUGUGUCCAAAUAUAGUUAGAAUGUACGGAAGUUCUAUUGAAAACACGGUAUUUCCUAUACCUGGUAGAGAGUAUAUCAAUAAGACAUCUAAAACAGACAACAGACCCGACCCGGACUUAGCGGAUGUUUCACUCCAUAACGUGAUAAGAAAAGACGGUAAACCAUAUGCAAGGGAACUAAAGCAGCUAGAUAAGCUCUUUCAAAUAAAUCCAGAAGGAGUUGAUCCUGAAAAAAUUAUUAAGUAUAUGAAGAUACUCAGCAAGGCUACGCAAGAAGAGCUCAAACAUUAUGACGUCAUUUUUUGCACAACUUCCGUUGCAACAAAUCCGAAAUUACUUAAAGCAACACAAGGAAAAGUCUUUCAAUUGAUAAUUGACGAAGCGGGAAUGUGCACUGAACCAGAAACAAUCGCUCCAAUUAUUGCAACGAAAGCAGAACAAGUAGUCCUUAUUGGAGAUCACAAACAACUUCAACCAAUCAUCAUUUGUCCCGAGGCUUGUAGAUUAGGGCUUUCCAAAUCUUUAUUUCAACGGCAUUCUGACAAUGCAGUGGAAUUAAAGUCCCAGUACCGCAUGAACCCGAAAAUUUGCGAAUUCCCAUCAAAACAAUUUUACAAAGACAAGCUUAAUACGGAAAGUUCCAAAACAUGGCACACUGAGAAACCCCUUACAUUAUGGAGGAAAUGGAAUAUACCUCUACUGUUUUGUCAUGUAGAGGGAGAAGAAAAAUGUUUGUCGGUGGCCACCGAAGAAGGAAAUGAACAGUCACGUAGCAAUUUGGCGGAAGUAGAACUUGUGAUUAAAGUCUAUACUUACCUGGUAAACAAUGAAAAGUUGGCACCACCAACAGUUAGAAUUUUGACGCAAUACAAUGCACAGCGCCAUGCGAUAAACGAAGCACUUAAGAUGGAAGGUUUUGACAAUGCUGAAGCAAAUACUGUGGUAUCCAGUCAAGGUGGAGAAUGGGAUUACGUGAUAUUUAGCACUGUACGGUCCCUCCCAGACUACAGAAUAGAGGAACAUCCAACACGGGGGUGGUGCAUGCAGAAUCUGGGCUUUAUUACUGAUCAACAUCAGAUCAACGUGGCUCUUACUAGGCCAAGGAAAGGACUUAUUAUAAUAGGAAAUCAACAACUGCUAAAAUGUGACGGUGUUUGGAAAGAACUGCUAAAACACUACGCGAGACAAGGUUGUAUUGUGGACUCCGAGAAUCUUUAUCAAACGAUUGAUGGCUUGGCACGGUUAUAGUCAACCAAUGCUCACCCUUUAUUAUACCGUGUAGUCAGACGCAGAAUUGACUUACCCCUUACGGAGGAGUAAUUUUAGGGAUUUUAUAAUGUCAAAAGAGAAAGAUGUAGCAACCAUUACGGGACUUAUUAAUAGGGAUAUUCAAUUUCAUUGAUUUCAGAAUCUUCACUAAUAUCAAAAUUGAAUCCUCGCUAAAAAUUCUGCUUACCGGUAUACUAUUUUGUGAUUAUCUUUUUCAUAAGAUUAGUUUUUUACAUGAAAAAGCAAGGCAUACUAUUUUUAUUUGUAAAUAUGUGUUGUUUUUUUUGUAUAUAUGUGUACUUCUAAACUUUAUUGAAUGUUUUUACAUAUGUUACAAUGAUAUUGAGAAUUCUUUUCCAGUAAUGGCUGGUUUAGAGAGAAUAAUCCUUUAAAAGUCAAAAGUUUAAUCAUCUGAAAGAUGUGUUCUGAAUUUAAUUCAAAACUGUCAUCUUGAAAUACCUUUUUAUUUUAAACUGUAUGACCCCAAUGGCAUUGAAGGACAGUAUACAGAUUUUGAUGUUUUAUGAUCUCAGUCCUGUAUACAAGGGACUGUAAAAAAUGUUUUACUGAAAUCUGGUAUGAUUUGAUCACACUUAGUAUGU
Molecule: messenger RNA, 5522 nt
Organism: Saccostrea cuccullata (small rock oyster)
Lineage: Eukaryota; Metazoa; Mollusca; Bivalvia; Ostreida; Ostreidae
Product: helicase with zinc finger domain 2-like
Exons: 9
Coding region: 4-4899 (1631 amino acids)
Molecular function (GO): 5'-3' DNA helicase activity; RNA binding; RNA nuclease activity
Source: RefSeq, a predicted model, not a curated record